Aspergillus niger is the source of this 2484-nucleotide messenger RNA. RefSeq lists its product as uncharacterized. NCBI's taxonomy places the organism in Eukaryota, Fungi, Ascomycota, Eurotiomycetes, Eurotiales, Aspergillaceae. The transcript has 5 exons. Gene Ontology annotation, cellular component: nucleus. The record is from RefSeq and is a predicted model, not a curated record. Gene Ontology annotation, biological process: regulation of DNA-templated transcription; DNA-templated transcription. The coding region runs from base 1 to 2484 and encodes 827 amino acids. Gene Ontology annotation, molecular function: DNA binding; zinc ion binding; DNA-binding transcription factor activity, RNA polymerase II-specific.
AUGCCGAACGCUGCUGCAGCUGUCUCUGUUCGACAGACUCCACCACCAUCCCGACUUGCUGGCGAUCUGGAACGGGAUCACAGCGGGGAUGAAUCCUGGUCCGCUGCCGAUAGCGAGAAUGAUCGUGUUGCGCAGAACGGGUCGAGCGUCCCUCGUGCGCUGAAACGUAAACGACCCCUCACAGUGUCGAAGGUCAAAUGCGAUCGAGCGCAGCCUAGCUGUGGGUGGUGCUCUCGCAAUGGCCAAUUAUGCGAAUACAAGGAACGGAAAAAGCCUGGACUACGGGCAGGCUAUGGAAAGGAAUUAGAACAAAGGCUAGACCGGUUAGAAGAGGUUAUUCAGACGCAGGCUCGCCUAAUCGAGACGCAUAUCAUUCAGAGCCAGCCGACUAGGAGCCAUGAUAUCCCCCACCAAGGACCCUUCUCAUACAGCUCACCAUCAGAGACGGCUCAGGGUCCCAGUCCCAAUAACACCUUCUAUUUCCAUGAUCCAUCAUCUAUCGUGCCCCAACCGCGUCAGUCUGAACCAUCCAUCACCAGUCCUUCGGACAUAUCGGUCAAGAACACCAUACAAAAUCACCUGGCGAGUGCUAUGUCUGCGCCCGUUUCGGUACCACGGUCGACGAAUAACGCGCCACAAGCCAAUGAUUAUAUGGGAAAUGAAUCAUCGCUGAAAGUUCCGGUCAACCUAUAUGCCAACCAGGAACAGUUACUGGCAGAUCCAGAGCUCGAUCUACCCCCGUACGAUCUUCUGUACGCGCUGGUGGACCUCUAUUUUGAACACAUCAAUACCUGGUGUCCCAUUCUUCAUCGCCGUACAACUCUCGAUACAUUCUUCGGACCGUCCCCUCUCGAAGAUGCGGACAGGACAGUGCUCUAUGCCAUCGUUGCAACUACUCUUCGUUUUUCAAGCGACAGUCGGCUUAACGAGCAAAACCGCAAACGAUACCAUGACUCCUCCAAACAGAAGGUCCUACUCUAUGGGCUAGAAAAUUCAUCAGUAAAGGCUCUCCAGGCUUUGGUAAUCCUAGCCCUGGAUCUAGUGGGGUCCUCCAACGGCCCUCCUGGAUGGAAGUUGCUCGCACUGAUUACCCGAUCAGUGGUCCAGCUGGGACUAGCCGUGGAGGCUAAGUCUUCGCUCAUUGCUCCCAGUUAUCCGUCUAUCUAUACUCUUAGGGCGGUAACGCUCCCGGAGCCGGAAUCCUGGAUUGAGGAUGAGAGCAGGCGGAGGCUCUUUUGGAUGGUGUAUUUCCUGGAUCGAUAUUCUACCAUUGCAACCGCCUUUGAUUUCGCCCUGGACGACAAGGACAUAGACCGAAAACUACCAUGUAAAGAUGAAUACUUUCUCAAGAACCAGCCCGUGGAGACAAGAUGGUUCCAACGCUCGAGUGAUCGUGCUGACUACGUGACUCGUGCCGAAAAUGUCGGUAGCUUUGGACUUUAUGUCGAAGUAUUGGGUAUUCUCUCUCGGAUCCAUGCUUUCUUGAAACGACCUGUCGAUAUAGGGGCUUUGUCGGACGUCGAGGAGUGGCAGACUACAUACCGCAAGCUGGACAGCGAGUUAACGUCCUGGGAAUUUGGCCUCCCAGCCGAAUAUGCCUACGAGAACUCCUCCCGGUUGUUCAAUGGAUCCAAGUUUACUAAGGGGAUCCAUUGUGACUGGGUCCAACUUCAUGCCACUUACCAAACUGCGGUUAUCCGGCUCCAUUCAUCAGCAGCGUACCCCACCACACGAUCACCAAUCUUCACCCCCUCAUACAGCGCAAGCCAGCGAUGCCUGCUUGCAGUGGACAACAUCCUCUCCGUGACUCGCUUCGUCGUCGACAAUAACAUGCUCGACAGACUUGGCCCCCCUUUUGCCUUCACUCUCUGGGUAUCUGCACGGCUCCUCCUCGUCCACGGGUCCACAAUAGCCCACACAGUCAGCCCCGACAUCCUCUUCUUCGUCGACACCCUAGCCCAGAUGGGCAAACACUGGAAAGUCGCAGAGCGCUACAGCUCAAUCCUGCAGCGCGUUCUCGACGAAUACGGCGAAUAUCAACAAUCCGGAGUCUCCGACUCGGAACGAGCCACUCCAUCCACCGUAAAAAUCCUAGCAGACAUGCGCCGCUGCGCAUUCGAUCUCGAUUUCCUCAUCUCCCGACAACCCCGCACCUCUCCAGCCGGCAGCCAGCCCUCCGAACCACCAGCGACAGUCAGGAACCCAGCACCCAAUGAACUCGAAUACCUCGACGUCUUCGGUUUCUUCAAUGUCCCCCGUGUUCCCGCUGCUCGGGCGACGGAUAUCCUCAGCCUGGAUAUUGGUGACCCAGUCAACAAUCCCAUGUCAGUCAACGGAUUGACUGGAACAGGCGGCGGCGGCGGUGGCAGCAGCAAUACCAAUCACGUCGUUGAUGGCUCGCAUUCCAAUACGAAUGAAUUCAAUAUCACAAAUUAUCUCAUACCCACACCGGAAAGUGACUGGCUUUUCCGUCCGAGUGGUUGA